AUGUUCGUCUGUGUCACAGAAGGCAGAGCAAUGUGCAGCAGUGGAAAGCCAAAGAGAGAGGACUCUGCAUGCUGCCCAGAAAGUGACAUCCUGUCAAAACUAGUUGAGUUCUUUAGAAGUUGGUUUCCUUUUCCACAAUACAAGAAAAAUGAUGACAUACUUCACCGACUGGAUGUUGGAUUUCGGUUUGACACGCUCCGUACCAUCCUGCAACAGGAAGUUCUGCUGCAGGAGGAUGUGGAACUGAUUGAGUUCCUUGACCCCAGUAUCCUGUCUGCAGGGCAGAGUAAGCAACAGGAAAACAGACAGCUUCCAACGCUACGCUCCCUAGCAACUCCUAAUAUUUGGGAUGUCUCGCUGCUGCUCGCCUUUGUAAGUGCACUGCUUAUGCUUCCUUCGUGGUGGAGGGAAUCAUCGUGGCUGCUCUGGGGACUGGUUCUGCUGGUCUACGCAGUCUUUCGAGUGUGGGGCACAUGGAGGACAGCCAAGCUGCAAAUGUCCCUGCGAAAAUACUGCGUCCAGCUGGAAGAAACGGUGGCAAAUAGCCGAGCCUUUACUAAUCUUGUGAGGAAAGCUUUACGACUCAUUCAAGAGACUGAAGUAAUUUCCAGAGGAUUUACCCUUUUGCUUGACAGGGUCAGUGCCGCUUGCCCAUUUAAUAAAGCUGGACAGCAUCCUAGCCAGCACCUCAUCGGUCUCCGCAAAGCCGUGUAUCGAUCUGUCAGAGCCAACUUCCGAGCUUCAAGACUGGCUACUCUCUACAUGCUGAAACACUACCCUCUGAACUCAGAGAGCGACAACGUGACCAGCUACAUCUGUGUCGUCCCCUUCAAGGAGCUGGGUCUGGGACUGAGUGAAGAGCAGGUAUCUGAAGAGGAGGCGCACAAUCUCACCGAUGGCUUCAGCCUGCCUGCCCUCAAGGUCCUCUUUCAGCUCUGGGUAGGGCAGAGUUCCGAAUUCUUCAGGAGGCUGGUGCUGCUCCUCUCCCCAGCCAACGCAUCCCCCAAGCCCUUGGUGUCCCCCGAGCGGCUGCCUCACCACAUCUUGUCCGAUGUGACCCAAGGCCUACCUCACACACACGCGGCCUGCCUGGAGGAGCUGAAGCGAAGCUACGAGUUCUAUCGGUACUUUGAAACUCAGCACCAGUCGGGUUUUGAGCGGCCAGCCAGGGCAAAGCAGAAGUCGAGGGAGCUGAACAGCCUUCAGACGGCGGUACGCAGCUUGCAGCUUCACCUCAAGGCGCUGCUCAACGAGGUAAUAAUUCUUGAGGAUGAACUUGAAAAACUUGUUAGCACUAAGGAGACACCUGAGAUGACAACAGAAGCCCAUCAGGUUCUGGAACAAAAGCUAAGGUUUAUUCAGCCUCAUAUUCAGGCAAGCAACAGCUGCUGGGAAGAAGCCAUUUCUCAGGUGGAAAAAAUGAGUGGAAAAAACUCAAAUAAAAAAGGCAAACUUGAAGUUUCCUGUGACAACCUACAGCGUACUGCAGUACCUUUAACACAGCCUGCCAUAUACAUAGAAAACAAAGAUCCAAUCCCUGAAGAGCAGGAAUUGGAAGCCUAUGUUGAUUUUUCAGACACGGAGAAUGAAUACAAAAGGGAAGAUUUUUACUGCUUUUCCCAGGAAGAAAGAGAGAGACAAGAGAGAGAGAGACAGGAAUCUAAGAGAGUGUUACAAGAAUUGAAAUCUGUACUGGGAUUUAAAGCUUCAGAAAUAGAAAGACAGAAAUGGAAACAGCUGCUAUUCAGCGACCAUGCUGCAGUGAAACCCUUGUCUCCUGUAGAACCACUGAAGCUACUAAAUAAUUUGGAAUCACAUAUGAAUUCAGAUACAGAAAAGCAGGACUGCAGCCAAAGUUGUGAUAAAUCAGAAGAGAAAGACUCUAAUCCAAAAGUGAAUGCUGCUGAUAAAAGCAGGACAGAAUAUUUGUAUGAAGACCCUGAGGUGGAGAAAAACACAGACAGUACUACUGAAGAAGAUAAUUCAACAGGGGCUGAAGAAAGAGUGUAUUAUCAGCAUGAAGGGGAAGUUGAAGAACUCAAGCCAAGCAAUAUGGAUGGAGUAGAGGUUUCACAGUCUCCCUCUAAGGAUGUAUUACAUUCAAAAAUCAAGCAUAGGCUGGCCCAGCUCCACAUAUCAACAGAUUUAAACUUCACAUCUGGUCUGGCUGCACAAGUUGCUGCCAGGUCUUUCUCUUUUACUACAAUGCAAGAAGAGACUUUUGGAGAUGAGGAAGAGGAGGAGGAAGAGAAGACAGAGGAACAUGAAGACGUUGUAGAGGACUGUGAGAAUGAAGGUAGAAGCUCUGAAAGUGAAGGAAAAGUAUAAGUUUGAGCUGAAUUUUGUUAUAACCAACAGCAGGCAAUUUGAUGGAAAAAACUAAGGUGGGGGGUUGAAAAUGAAAAUACUGGAUGGAAAAAAGGAGACAUAAAUAUAACGCAUCUUGUUCCCUAAGUUUGAUACACUAAAUAGGACUUCUAAGUAUAUUGAAAAAUUGCAGGUAAGAAAAGUUUAGGCUGCAUCCAAGAAAUAGUUGGCUGUUGCCUUUUUAAGAUCCUAGUGAUGGGUUUUGGAAUUUACCUUUAUAGUUUUUGUUUUAUUUAUUUAUAAUAUAAUGUAUUGUGGUGGGUUUUUUUCUAAAAAGAAGGAAAAACAAUGUCUUGAAUUACAAUAGACUCAAUUUUUUUUUUUGCUCUCUAAUUCUGUUAUGAUAACCAUGUUUGUUCCAACAAAAAAGCCAGGACAUUUCUUUUGGAAGAACCUGAACUGUUCCCUGUGAUCUUCCCCCACCACUUUCCUUUCACUUCUUGUGUCUGCAGCGUGUUGGCUAAGCCACCGUAGGCAUUUGUGAUUCUGUGGCUAGUGAUGUGGCUCCCAACUAAAAUGUAGAAUUUUAAAUAAAAACUUGAAAGAGCUAGUAUUUGAUGUGUCCUGGGGUAUGGGGCUGAAAUAGAAUAAAGUUAGUCAUGCUUCAUAUUAAGGUUUAGUUAGAAUUUUAUGAAGGGUUAAUAAAUGAUUCCUAGAUGUUGUAAUUCAUGUUAGAGAAACGUAGUAUAUGUUAGGGAAGGUUAUAAGCACAUCAGUAGAAAGUACUAUAGACGGCUAGAAGCUAUCUGUUGGAUUGAUAAUAAAUGAGAAGUAAAUACCUAUUUAUUAAAACAGCUAUUAAUUAUUUGUUAACCUUUUGUAAAUUGAACCUUAAUAUAAUGUUUGAUUUGAUAUAAUGAUUGAUUGUACAUCUUUGGUUAUGUCCUAAACUAAUUUUCUUAAAGCGAAGUUAUCUGAGCACUUAUCUUAACAACAUAUUUUGUUUACUUAACAACAAGUAUUUUGUUUAAACGCCAUACUUGCUCUUCCCUCAUGUUCUUUAAUUUUUCCUUAGAUCACAACUAUAACCCGUGUGAGUAAGAAUCAGUGGGAGAACAAGAACCGUGUAUUUUCUAAGGUCUGGCUUGUAACUUAGUUGACGCCAGAGUCUGGAUGUUUGGUAUGAGGUUCUCUGGGUUGGAUUUUACUCUGUGGUGGUGUUACGAGGGGCAGCAAACUGCUGCUCACCUCACGGAGGGGCUGGUUGAGGUCUCUCUGCCUUCUCUUCCUUUUGCUCUCUGGCACAAAACGGAGCAAAGGUCCCAUGUCUCUGAUGGCAAAAGAGCCACGUGUCCGUAUGGCAUGCUCUACUUGGGCCUGGGUGUAUUUCCAGUCACAAAACAUCUCACCAGUUACUGAGAGUAUUUAUUGCCUCUUGCUGGUUCUGUAGAAUAAAGGGUAUGUUAGAUGCGAGUGGUUCGGAGCAAUAUCUGUCCUUGGAUGCUUUCAUGGCAAGUGGGGAAGAUAACGAAGGCCAGCAGGUUAGGGUGGAACUCUUGACCGUAUGUCAGAAAACAACCUCCCUCUCUUUUACUAGUGAUUUUUUUAUGAAUGCUGCUAAAUGGCUGGAUUUUCCAAUCCCAUGGCAGGGGGGUUGAAACUAGAUGAUCUUUGAGGUCCCUUCCAACCCUAACCAUUCUAUGAUUCUAUGAUUUUUUCACAGACCGUGAAGAGGUAAAUAUCAAUUGAUAGAGAAGGGAGUAUGUGACUUACACUGUUCUCUCAUCAUGUAAUAAAUGCCUGUCUUCUCCCUCACACACAGAUUUUGGGAAGAGAAUGUUUUGCCAUCGUUCAUUAACCAGUAACACUGUGUUCUGUGCCCUUAAUUUUGUGUAAGUGACUGGAAGCUGAAUGGAUGGUGUCUUGGGGAACUUGUAGAAGAAAAAAAAGAUGCUUCUCAUAGUGUAUUCAGAAGCUAAGUCUCCUCUUAGUGGUAGAGUAUAUUCUUCUGUGACCUGUAAAGGUUAGGCUAAGGUGAUGAAACACUGUUUUAUUUUCUCUGUGGUAAGCAAUUUUUUAAAUCUAGAACAAUUGCUUUGGAUAAAUUGUGUUUGAAGUAUUGUCCACGCUUCUAAAAAAGUCUUCCUCAUCCUUGACUUGAGAUCCUUGCGUUCACAAAGUGCCCAGAUAUUUUUUGUUCCUAGCUAAUUGCUCUGACCACCUAAAUGUAUGUUCCAUUAAUACUUUUCCAUUAGCUCAUCCACCAGCACCUCAUGAUCUGAUGUUGUGUAUCCCAGAAAUGAUACUUCUGAACUUUUCCCAUGGGAUCCAAAUCUCAGUUUAUGAAUGUGUAUGGCUAUGAUACCAAUCUGGAAAAAUGAUCAUAUUUAGGAUAUGAAUUAUCACUGUCCUCACAGUUUUGGGUGAAGUCAGUAGUAGCCUGAGUGCUUUGCAUCGCUACUAAAAUAGGUUUCAGAUCUCGCAUUUAUAAAAGUUGCUAGUUCUUUAUUCCUUUGCCACAGUCCUUAGCAAAAGACCUGGAGAAUCUACUUUGGUGGCUGACUUGGGACCUAGUUUUAUAUUAGGCUGGUCUUGGUGAUGAAACUGGCCUUAAGAAACUCCACCCGUCAGUAGUUUUUCAUUUUCACCCACCAGCUGGGUCAACACAGGUUUGUGUGGCCAUGUUAUAAAGCUGCUCAUGAGCCCACUUGGGUGAAAAAUCCACCCUUUUUAGGGCUUCCUUCUUAGCAUUCUCACUGCAGUGCUGCAGUUUCCAGCAGUUACCUGUACACAGCAGCAUCAGCACACACUGCGGUGCUGGCGUCAGACUCGGGAUUGCUCACAUUUACAUGAUUGGCAAAAAUGGCGUAGUGUGAAAUUUCAGCCUUGACAGCAGACAUGGGCAAGAUCAAAGGAUGACUCUUUGGAGCAGGUUCUGAUCCUGCUUUGAACAAAUAGAUUUUCUACAAGCAAUUUAACUGAUUUUCGUGGUAUUACUUAAUGCAGUCUUAGAAGCUGCACAUAUGAACACCUGGGCUCACUUGCUUUCUCUGCCUCUCAUCACAUCUAUAUAUAACAGCCAUCGGGUCAUUUAUUUUGAUUUAUUUAAUGUUCUCUCUCCAGAAAAACAUGGCUAACAGUGUACAGCACACAAAGCAUGGCUUCCCUUGAUUUGAUAACCAGGUCUCAUCUACACGCAAAUCGUCUGUUAUAAUCCAGAUUUUCUCAUAAUUAUGUCCUUUGAAAGUACUGUGUGUAUAUGCUGUACAUCUGCUGACAGGUUUCUUGGCAAUCAUAAGUUAUUGUUGCAUUUCAAAUAAUAUCUAUAAACACACUGAAGUGUGCAUUAGCGCUAAAGAGUUGUGUUAAUAUAUUGAGCACGUUGAGGUCUGAGAGCUGUCCUGUGUUCUUUGGCUCAUUACCCUAGAUAGGGAAUUUUGUGAAAACAAAACAUUUACUUCUUAGAGCUUUGUAACUUUUUGAAACAUGUUAAUCAGGAAAUCCACACUAAAUAACAAGUUAUGCCAAAGGAUAUCAGCAGCCAAAAUUCUUGCGGAGAGCAGAGCUAACAAUAAAUACAUUUUGCCCAUUCAUUUCCAAUUGGCAGCUCUGUGAAGAUGUAAAGAAGCAAGUAAUUAUAUAGGGUUAAAUAAUUUCUUUUCCUUCUGACGUACCCGGAAGGCUCUCCAAAGGCAGUAUUUGCUUCUUAGGUUGGAUUGCGAUCUAACGCUGCAUGUUUUACGUCACUUAACUCUACAGCUAAAGAUCUAGGUAAAGACUUAAACGUGGACAAAGAUCUAUGAUAAAAAUAUUAUUUGUCUCCUCUUUCUUAAAGUGUAUGUCUUCAUGACAGAAAUGAAACAGUGCUGUAAUGGAAGCAAAUUUUGAAAACCACAGAUAAUCAAGAUUCUUUCAAAUGGAGUCAAACGUGCCUGUGUCAGCAAUAAGCAAGAUUCACAAAUAUGAAGGCUUCUGCUAUCGGUUGCAGUAACGAGACAGUUUUACUCCUGACAGAGCAUUACUAGACAUCACUGCAUCUUGCACUUAGCUAAAUACGACGAAAUCUGGUAGAGCAGCCAGUUUUACUGAGGUUUCAGACUUUGUCCUGAGCACACCUAUCUCUGUGCGACCCAGCUCUCUGUGUACAGACUAGAAAUUUUAUGUGUAUCUGAAGUACAGAAUUUGCAACUGUCUUAUUAAUUUCUUUGUUACUGAAAAAACAUCUAAAUAGUGGACUGUGCAGGUCCACACUGAACUUUCUAAUUUUGUAGUCCAUCCCUUUUUUCAUUUUUUGCCUUAUUUUUAGCAGAAGCAAGGGGUCAAGUAUAGUAAACUGCCCUUGUUCUUUAAAGCAGUUAGUGAAGGGCUGCUGUUGCUCUGCAAGUGGCUUGUUCCUGGGGCUAAUUAGUCUUUAGAAUUAACAGGUUUUCAUAGUGUCUGAGUGGGAGAAAGGCACUUGGUCAGUGUAAAAGGUCAGGCCACUCUGGGAUCUUGUCUGUGACAGGGCGUAAUAGCAGAUGCUGAGGGAAGAGUAUGAGAAAAGGGAGAUGUAGUGAUGUUUCCUCAGGCUACUCCCCAACAGUUUGUGGCUCAAGGACUUCUUGAGCCAGUGGUGGUGGCUGUCAGCUUAACAGGUCCCGAUGGAGUUCUCCUCCAUAAAUUUGUUCAGUCUUAUGUUUGGUCAAUUAUUACUAGUCCCAAUGCCAGUAUGCACUCGUCUUUAUUGCAGUAUUUUACAAACUAGGAGAUUUCUCAAUAGUGUUUUUAAUUUUCUUUUUAAACUGAGCAAACCCACUUCUCUUAGUCCUUCCACAGAGGUCAUGUUUUCUGCCUUUUGGUAGAAAUCUGUCCAGUUUUUGGAGUGUAGUGACCCAAGUGUGGUACAGUACUCCAGACGGAACCUCAGCAGUGCUGAGUAUGGAGUAAUAAUCACCUCUGAUAAAACACUGAACCAUUCAAAUAUAUUUGAAUCCAUAUAAGAAAAAAAUCUUUUCAGAUCUUUUACCCCUAGCUAUUUAGGAUGACAAAUGAAAAUAUUUAGUUUAAUGGAGGAGAAAUAUUUAUUCACUGUCAGCAGGAUUUGGCUGGACGAUGUUUUUCUUUGCUAACAAAACACAAAGUUGUUAAAUCUUCCAACAGCUGCCACCUGGUCUAACACAAACUAAAGAAGCCAAACAACACUUGUUUAAAUUUCAGCUUGACUUUUCAGAGCUGCUCUGAUCUCUGAUGAAUAAGCACGUAUCACAAAGUAUACUGUCACACAAGAAUAUGGCUAUGUGGGUAUCAGAGAUCAAACUGAAGGCUUCUGUGGCUAAUUUUUAAAAUGCUUGGAGGUGUGCUUUAUUCAUAUUCUCAUGAUAUUUAAUUCCCUCCUGCAUAUGUUUCUGUUUUACCACCUUGAAUUUUAAAUGCCAAAAAAUACACUUUGAUUUAUUUCACUUGGAAAUCUGUGCAGUUAUCAGAUAAGUGGUAACGGUACUGUGACUGUGAUAAUAAGACAUGGUCAUAAGCAGGUAAAAUCUACCUACCGUGACCUUUGCUUUGUAGAUGGACACACAAUAUAAUCUGAGCUGCAGAUCAGCAUGUAACUGUUCAUGAUAUUCUGCCUCACCUUUCACGCUGCCAUCUCUUACGUUACUUGCGGAUUUGUCAGAAUAAAAUUUGAUCCAACAACUUGAAUGCUCUGUGAGCCCAUUUUACGCUUUCUAAGUUGAAGACAGGAUUCUGAAGAAGUGACUAUAAUUUAGUAGAUGAGGAAAAAGGGUUUGUUUCUCUGUUGCAAAGUGGCUUAUUUUAAAUGGGUUGAAUGGGACCAAAACUUGAAUACUUUCACGUAAUCAGCAUAUUUUUUACCUUUUUACCUGCUCGGCUUUAAAUCUUAAAGGCCUCACGGACAUUUUGCUUUAGGGGAUGCAGUCCUACAGCAGCUUAAACCAAUCCAGGUCCAGGCUGCCGUGGCCCUGCAAUCUCAGUCCCUCCUUUAGGCUGGCUUUUGUGACCACACAGUGAUUUAGGAUGCCGACCUGGCUGAAAACGCACCACUUUCACUUUCAGCUGGCUCCCCCAACUAAUUCAUCGGGUGGUUGAAAGAGCACUAGUGGCAUCCCAGGGGUGCAGGAGGGAGUACACGCCUGGGUGAUGAAGGAGGAAUGUCAUAGCCCAAAUUUACAUCAGUUUGAAUUAAUGUUUACGUGCUGUGAGUUGCCAUCGUUAGUGUCUGUACUGGAGUGAGAUAACGCAACUCCGUACGUCACUUCCUUCAUCUCCAUAUUUUCUGUUGAUUGAGGAUGAUGCCACUUAGUAUUUUACUCACUCAUUUUGACUCCUCCAUUGUUGUUUGUUUUUCUUUUUUGUUCUUCAGGCCUAGGCUGCCCCAAAACUGCUUUGUCUUACUCUGUAGAGCCUGUAAGAGCUGUCUAGUGUACUGCCAGUAAAACUGGAAUUAUCAUGCACAUCUUUUUCUUUUUUCUGCUUACUGUUUUCACCUUUCUGGUCCCUGUGACACACACAGUCCCCACCCUUUACCACGACUCUUAAGAGUUUCAGAUUUUAAAAUAAUACAUAAAUUCUUUUGUGUGUAUUUGUAACACAGCUUGACUCUUCUGUAUCUUCAGCAGCUGAAUGACUAGAUCUAGAAAUUUAUACUGACUGUCCCAGUUGACUUGAGGACUGAAACAGAAGGUGGACACCAUAACGGGGAGUACUACAAUCAAAACAGAAAUACUAAUGUAUGGUAGCCCAAAUUUAUACUGUCCUUUUGGUCUAUAUUGGCUUUUAUAAGUAAUUCUAUCUUACUGAAAAACACCGGUUGUGUUUUAGAAAUAACUGCAAUUCUAGUACAAUGUCCCAAAAUAAGUGUUAUUAGCGGGCUUGAUUUGUGCUCAAAUCUUAAUAUUUAAAGACUGCUUCCUGACCUGCUCCAGCUGCAUGGAUGAGAAAAUAAUCUCAAAUUUCCAAAUAGAGAGUGACCAAUGCUUUCCGUUACUUUGUGCUAUUAAAGAGGCCCAUUCCUAAAUAAACAAAGAGAGAAAAGUCAGUGCUUAAUAUCUUCAGUAGUCAUUACUAACAGAGAAUCAUGCAUUUGAUCUCAAUAGAAGCACCAUAAAUGAGGUCUGUUUAUGAUGUUUUAUAUCAGUGUUUCUAAAAUAAUAAUAAAAGGCUUUAAAUGUAUUAUGGGAUAAAAGCCAGAAUUGUAUUAAUUGUCCUCCAGAUCUUUCAUCCAAAGCCACAGCUGGCCAAAUUUAAACAAGUUCAAGCUGUCUAUUCCUGAACUGCUUGUAUGACAUUGUACUCAAGGUUUUUAAUGUCCUUGCAUGAGUGUUCACAGACAGCCUGCGUGCACCUAUGUGCUGGAGGUCUGCAGAGCUUGCAGGGAUCAUGGAACAGUGCUAUGCAGGAGCAGGAAGCCUCAGAAAGAUUUUGGGUUUAUUGUCUCUGUCUUCCUCUAUUGCAGAAUCCACGCCAUAUGCACUCCCACUCAUAAACUUCUUUCCUUCUCAGCUUGCUUCUUCAUAGACCAUACAAACCAAUUGUGGAGGGGUGUUUUUUGUUUGUUUCUCACCUGGGUUACUAUCCUAUAAUGCACCAGGUAAUAUAUUUCCAAUAGAAGCUUAAACAUUAGUACAAAAUAGAGGGCCUGGGCACACAGGGGCUGGAGAAGCUCUUCCAGUUUGACCACUUUUGGGAAGAGUUGUACUGAGAUGAUUGACUAUGAGGGUGCUGAGCUAGGCUCCAUGACUCUGCAGGUAUCUUCCAAAGCUCUGGUUUUUGCUAAGUCCAUUCUUUCCUCCAGUGGUAUCUCUUCCUUCUUAGCAGUCUUCAGUCAGCAGCAGCUGCUGCUUCUCGGUGGCUCUUCCCCAGCAUUCUUCUGCCAACUCUCUAAGGACUUGGCCACUUCUCCCCUUUGUUGCUCAACCCAUUGUCUAAAUUUUAUGAAACAGCAGGUCAGAUGGAACCCCCACCGAGGUGCUGCUGCUCAUUCCCAGUCAAAAACUCACAAACCAAAGGAUUCUUAGGGCUGGUGACUUGUCUGUCCUGACUUUCCUUCCAGGGAGCUUUGACCUCCAUUUCAGCCUGUCCACUCCUAUUCCUUCCUGGACUCCAGAGCAUUCACUUCCAGAGGACUCCCUCCUAAAUGACCAUAAGAUGGUAAUGUCUUCCCGGCAAGACUCAUCCUUGAACACACAUUUCUCACUACAUGAGCUUUCCUUGUUCCAGACAGUUAUGGCUGAGUCUGUGUUGCCCUAAAAUAACCUUGCAUCUUCCUGCAGUAGGGGCUGGAAACAAGCUCUCCAGAUGCUGUGCCAAUGUGCUUUGGCUCCACAGCUGCCCAGCCUUGAGCUCUGGAAGCUCUGGGAUCUAGCAGUUGUGCUUAAACCUUCCCCACUGUCAAAGAGCAUGUGUUUUCAGAACGCAAUUACUACUGAAUCUCCCCUGAAUUGAACCAUUUUGGUUUUGUUGAGCAGCAUUAAUUUGAGGGGUUUGUGUGAGUUUUAUAUAUAGACACACACUCUUCAUAUUUUACAUGUAUAUUGCCAAGUAUCGCAUUGAAAGGCUUGUCUAGUAAAAAGCUAUUCUUCUCAUAUCAAACUUCCCAGUUACUUACUUAGAAGGUAAACAAAAACCUAAUUCUUAUGAUCUAAUGGUAAAAGAACCGGAUUCUGUUCCACCAAGAAGGCUGUGUGGAGGUAUUUAAAAUGCACACUGAUUUUACACCUUUAAUUAGAAAAGCCAUUGAACCUUGUUAUCUCUUAUCGAGGCUCUGCACCUGAGCUGCUGUGGGUUCCUGCACGCCCCAUCUGUCCUGUCUUAAACACGUGAACAAAUAUAUGUUCCUCACCAUUUCCUGCCUGCUCGGUCUUGGCGUUUCCCAAAACAAGCCCUGACAGCACCACAGAUUGCCAAGGAAACCACAGGGAAGGGAAAGAGAAGAACCUUGAUAAGCUGCUGUUUAAUUGGUUAAUAAAUGCGGGCUAAAAUAUAAGAGGAAGUGUUUAAAAGAACAAACUGCAGCAGGAGACUUCUGGCAGGGCUACAGAGGGAAAUCACACGUGACACACUCUGAAGUCUGCAGACACUGGGAAGGAUCCACAAUUUCUCUUCAGUAUGGAGACAGGAAACGUUCACCAGACUGGCAGUCUUCAGCAGCUCUUUAAAUACCUCUAUUUUAUCUAAAUUUUGUUUCCACAGAAGACUGUGCUGGUGUAUCAAGCUGCAUGUAAAUCAAUCUCCACAUCUCUUCCUUUAAGCUUUGUAUGACGUCAGUCUCUUUCCUUGGACUGCACUGAAAACCCACAUGGUUUGGCUCCACUGGGAGCCUCUUCUGCGCUUACCUGCCCGUUGCUGACACUGCUUUAGACCAGCCUCAAGCAGGUUUAGGUCAGCAAGUCUUUAGAUCAGGUGUGAAGCUGGUGACUGGCCCUUUUAAGGCUCUGAGAACUAAGAUUGUGGCGCAGAUGUAGGCAGCAGCAGGAAGACACUCCUGGAUUCUGCCCUUUCUUUGUGAUAGGGUUUCUUGCCUGUGAUAUUUUCCCAAACCAUUUUAUUUCUCUUUUUCUUACUUUCCCAUCCUACCUUCUUCCUUUUUCCCAUGGAUAUGAAUCAGGACCUAAAGUCUUUUUUACACGUUUGAUGACGUGCAUCACCAGGAUCAUUUUUAAGCCAUUUUAAAAAAAAAUUCUGGCUGGGUUUCCCCAGUUUCAGAAGUAGUUUUCUCAACUGUAAUGCUGAUCACUUUCAAAGUCUUUUUGGUUGCUAUCGUUUCUUCAGCAUCUAUAGUAAAAUUCUGCCUCACUACUGCACGUAUUGCUUUUUCUCCUUACCCUGUGUCCCUGAUGGCUGCCUACAUGGCGUGGAUGUGGCUUGUCCAUCCUUCAAUUAGGAAUGAUUGAAUGGAAUAGGGAAUGCUUUUACAGGGGUGCAUAAAUGCUGCAUCAGCACUUUGUUUGAUCUUUUAUACAGAAGUUUAUUUAUAAUUCCUCUUUCAUCCUGAAGAUGAAAUUAAUUUUAAGCAAUCCUGGCAAUAGUUUGUUUCUGCAGUAUAUUUUGCUGGCUCAUUAGUACAAGCACUUUAGUAAUGAACACUGGUUGCUCUUGUCUAAAUAAGUGAUGACUGAAGCAAGAAUGUUUUUCUGUGUCUUAUGCUUCCACUUGCACCUUCCCAUCACCUUUCAGAGAACUGUAUGCUGUGUAACCAUGUGGUAACUAUUACCAAAAUCCCUUUUAUCGUCACAUAAAUGGCUGGGUAGGUGGGGCUUUAGGAAGAGAAUAAUGUGUGGGUUGCGGAGACUGGUCACAGGUAGAUCUUUAACCUAGGAACUGGGCUUAGGUGCUCUGCAGGAGGUGUCUUCUACUUCUCUAGCGGUAUGACUCUUAAGAAACAGACUUUCUCUGUAUGCUUCGAAAGUGCAAAAAUAAUGGCAAGAGUAUGGACUGGCUCUUUUUAUCUGAAGCUUAACCUUUAUUACCAGAGCAAAGGCUGUGCUCUGCUGUCAGGAGCUGUGGCUGAGGCACACCUCUCCCCCCGUGUUGGUUUUAAGGUUAACAGCUGUUGACCGCUCUCCUUACUUAGGUAUGACUCACUCUUACCUAAUUCAUAUCCCCAGGAAGGAAAGCUUAGAGAUGACUGUGGAAGAAAGAAAAUAAUUUGAUCUUGAAAGGCAAGAGGAAGCUUGGGGAGGCAGGAGUAUUUAUUCUUAUGUAUUGAAUCUUGCUGCCUAAUGAGUGCAUAAUUUGUUGUGCAGUACAUAAGGUCUUACUUAUUCUUUGCUGUCUCCAGGUUGGUUGGUUUGUUUGUUUGUUUUCGUAUGGAAUACUGAACAGAUCCAAUUGCUGCUGUUAGAAGGAGAAGCCUGUCUACCAAGAGGGGUCUGUAAUGUUUUUCCUUUAUUUGGAGAUUUUUUGAAUGCUAAAUUGCCUGUGUGUAUUCUUCAUAAUGUACCAUAUGCAAAUAUUCUUCAGGAAUUGAUACUACCACUUCAGACAGUCAAUAUUUUCUAUGUAAGAACUGUACAUUUCCUAUACUGCCAAGAAUGUAUAUAUAUCUACGAAGACUUAAGAUUGUAUCUUUUUGAGCAAGCCUCUUUCUUCAACCAUCUGAAACUUUCUUCCUGUUUCUCAAGUUCUCUGCUAAUUUAUUAGACACUUAUGUUACAUUGUGUACCUUUUGUAUCAGCUGUAUCGCUGUAUUUCUCCUUUCUCUCAUUAAAACCUGUUCUUCUCAUCCUU
This is a messenger RNA of Calidris pugnax (ruff), 13533 nucleotides long. It is a transcript of the gene VEZT, whose product is annotated as vezatin, adherens junctions transmembrane protein. The transcript is spliced from 11 exons. Bases 1 to 2328 code for a protein of 775 amino acids. Gene Ontology annotation, biological process: cell-cell adhesion. NCBI's taxonomy places the organism in Eukaryota, Metazoa, Chordata, Aves, Charadriiformes, Scolopacidae. Gene Ontology annotation, molecular function: myosin binding. Gene Ontology annotation, cellular component: plasma membrane. The record is from RefSeq and is a predicted model, not a curated record.